AUGCCCUUUAAACUUCCCGCUGAAUGUCUUAAUGAGAUUUUUGAAUAUUUAGAGGAUGACAGGGUUGCUUUACAUUCAAGUUUAUUAGUCAACCGUUUUUGGUGUGAAAUUUCCGUUCGAAUAUUAUGGAGGAAUAUUUGGAGUUUUAAAUAUACACUUUCCAUACGAUAUCAAUUAGGUUUUGAAUCCCAAAUCCUUGGAACUUUGAUUUCUUGCCUUCCCGAUGAGUCAAAGAACCUUUUAUUUAAGAGUGGGAUUUUUAUCGCUACCCCAACUUCUAAACCUCCAUUAUUCAAUUAUGCAUCAUACUGUAAAGCACUUUCAAUUCAUGAAAUUGAUCAAAUGAUCCUUUGCGUUCUUGAAAACCAACAACCUAUCACUUCACGUAGCAUAAAUUACAAUAAAUACCUAGUAUCACAAGAAAUCUUAAAAAUGUUUAUGAAACAAAUUCCUUCCUUAAAAGAGUUGAAUUAUAACUCAACCGGGGAUAGGGAGAAUACGGGGAAUAUCAUUUUCACUUACUUUCCUGGAUCGAUAAAUUGUUUAGCAUACCUUCAAGUAUUAAAUUGUAGUUCAAAUAUUUGUUCCGAAUUUUAUUUUCAACUGUCACGAGUGUGUUGCAAUAUAAGGUCACUCGCUAUAGAAUUUGAAGAGUUUGCUUCUCAAGGAUUAAAAGAUUUGAUCUCUUCUCAGAACAAUUUAAAAUGUUUGACAUUAAUGUUAUAUGAUUACAGUGUGAAUUGGACGGAACUUAUACCUUCUUUAACGAAACAUUCGACCACCUUAACAAAGUUAAAACUCAGCGGAUAUGGACCUUUGUCAUUUAUCUCGAUCUUCUCGAAUUUACAAGAGCUCACUUUAACAUUUAAUUAUGAAGAGUAUUUUGAAGAUUUUAAAGAGUUACAAUACGCUUCCUUCCCUCAAUUACAAAUCUUAAAAUUUUUAUAUAAAUACCCGAAACGUGAGUAUUUGGCCAAAUUUUUAGAGAUCAAUGGUAAAAGUUUAAGAGGUUUUUGUGCGGUAGGUUUCGAUAAUUCGUUAAAUUUGACCCUGGCUAGAUUUUGUCCAAACCUUCGAUCACUCUAUAUCACGAUCAUGAAGAAUGAAAUCGAAAGGUUAAAAGGAAUCUUGAACGGUUGUCAACAAUUGGAGAGUAUAAAAGUUUGGUGCGGUAAUGAAUAUUUAAAAGAGAAGGAUUUUUUGGAAAUUUUGGUAAAAUUUUCAUCAAAGAACCUUUAUAAAUUAAAAUUAUAUAACGUAUCAAACUCUUUAUUAACCCCGGAUGAUUUGGAGAAAUUCUUUACGAGUUGGAUGAAUCGUGUACCACGAAGAUCACUUUAUUUGAUCAUCAUUAAAGGAUUUGGUAUAAGUAGUUUGGAGGUUAAAAAAGAAAAUAUGGAAAUAAUCGAAAAGUAUAAAAAGUUGGACGUCAUUAGAAAAUUCGAAACUAUAAAGUACUUUGACGACUUUGCUGUACUUUAA
Messenger RNA from Funneliformis mosseae, 1482 nucleotides. NCBI's taxonomy places the organism in Eukaryota, Fungi, Glomeromycota, Glomeromycetes, Glomerales, Glomeraceae. The record is from the annotation of a GenBank genome assembly.